Messenger RNA from Torulaspora delbrueckii, 1449 nucleotides. RefSeq names its product Apm4p (gene APM4). Gene Ontology annotation, molecular function: clathrin-cargo adaptor activity. Bases 1 to 1449 code for a protein of 482 amino acids. Gene Ontology annotation, cellular component: AP-2 adaptor complex; cytoplasmic vesicle. The transcript has a single exon. The record is from RefSeq and is a predicted model, not a curated record. NCBI's taxonomy places the organism in Eukaryota, Fungi, Ascomycota, Saccharomycetes, Saccharomycetales, Saccharomycetaceae. Gene Ontology annotation, biological process: clathrin-dependent endocytosis; intracellular protein transport.
AUGAUUAGUGCCAUACUUAUAUUCUCAUCUCGUGGAGAGCUGAUUGUUGCUAAAACUAUGAAGAGUUCGUUGAAGAAGUCGAUAUCUGACAUCUUCCGGAUUCAAGUGAUCAAUAAUUUAGAUGUUAGAUCACCGAUUCUGACUUUGGGUUCUACCACAUUCCAUCACAUAAGAUCCGAUGGUAGCGAUAGCUUGUGGUUGGUGGCUGUAAGCAGAAGCAAUGCCAAUAGUGGGGCAAUUUGGGAAUUCCUAUACAAGCUCAAUGUGAUAAUGGACGUUUACGGAUUGACAAAAGAAGGAACAUUGAAAGAGAAUUUCAUGAACUGUUACGAGAUUCUAGAUACUGUCCUCGAAGAAGGCGGUAUCCCUGUAGAUACUGAGUUAAACUCUGUGAUAUCAAAAAUGACCGUGAAACCGCCAAAACAGAUCAGUGGCAAUCUAUUAGACCGGCCCGACCUUCUUACCAUGUCUUCGUUGAAUCUUUCGACCCCUGGUGACUCUUCUUCAACAUUGUCAAUGCCCAAAUUCCUUACUCGCAACAAUAGAUCGAUGUCGCAAGAUCUGGGAUCCAACUACCCAUCGAACCUCUCAUGGAGGCCACACGGUAUCAAGUACAAGAAAAAUGAGGUGCUUCUGAAUGUGAAUGAGAAGAUAAGCAUUCUGGUAUCUCGUGAUGGCUCUAUCUUGAAAUCUUAUGUCGACGGUACCAUUGACUUGACUACCCAUCUAAGUGGAAUGCCCAUCUGUCAGUUUGGAUUAAACGAUUCUCUUAGUGUGGAGUUUGGGGAUGAUUCAAUAAGCGAGGUGGAGGAUUUUGCCAAUAAGAAGGCAAUUCCAAAAGCGGCUGCGGGCAGAGUGAUGUUAGAAGACUGCAAGUUUCACCAGUGCGUCUCUCUUGAUAAAUUCAACAAGGACCGAGUUAUCAAAUUUGUUCCACCAGACGGAUCCAUGGAAUUGAUGAAAUACUGCGUGCGAGACAAUUUGAAUUUACCAUUCAAGGUGACGCCAAUCGUCACCAGUAUAGGUCGAGGCAACACAAUAGACUACCGAGUUACACUAAAAUCACUCUUCCCAGGAAAACUUUCCGCUAAGGACGUUAGUCUACGAAUCCCUGUACCACCAGGUACAGUGGAUUGUGAGAUCAAUGUCUCCAAUGGCAAGUGUAAGUUUGUUCCAGAAGAAAGUGCGAUGAUAUGGAAAUUUACAAAAUACACAGGACUCACAGAAAACACUCUCAGUGCAGUGACUGUGCCUUCCAGUGAUACUACUCAAUUAACCGUGCAGCAGUGGCCAAGACCUCCAAUGUCGCUUAAUUUUGAAAUAAUGAUGUUCAGUAAUUCGGGCCUAGUGGUACGCUAUUUCAAAGUGUCGGACAAGGAUGAAAGAUACAGAACAGCAAAGUGGAUCAAGUACAUCUCAAAGUCGGGAUCAUACGAAAUUAGGUACUGA